AUGCCGACAGGACUCAAUGACACUCAUCUAGUGUUGAUCCCAAAAAAGAAGAAUUUAUCCACUAUGGGUGAUUUGCGGCCUAUUGCUCUUUGCAAUGUAUCCUAUAAGAUUCUUUCUAAGGUCCUUGCCAAUAGGAUGAGAGUUUUAAUUAAUCAUGUUAUUUCUCCAACUCAAAGUCCGUUUAUUCCAUGCAGGCUUAUCUCAGAUAAUAUAAUGAUUGGCUUUGAAAUUAUGCAUUAUCUCAAGUGGAAAACAAAGGGCAAGAAAGGUUUCAUGGCUAUGAAACUAGAUAUGAGCAAGGCUUAUGAUCGAGUUGAAUGGGACUACUUGUAUGCGGUCAUGCACCGCUUUUCUUCCUUGAUCAAGAAGUUUGAAGAUGACCAUGUCAUUCAAGGUUGUCGUGUUGCCAAAGGAGCCCCUCCUAUAACACACAUGCUAUUUGAUGAUGAUAGCUACCUCUUUUGUCAAGCAAAUCCUAAUACGGCUGUCAAAAUCAAGCAAAUGCUUCACUCCUUUGAAUUAGCAUCUGAAGCUACUGAUGGCUCACUUUAUUUGGGAUUACCAAACAUUAUUGGUAGAAAGAAAACUGUUAUCCUUGGUUUUCUCAAAAAUAAGAUUAUUAAUUGUCUCAACAGUUGGAAUGGCAAAUUUCUAUCCCGUGCAGGAAAGGAAGUUCUUCUUAAAUCUGUCAUUCAAUCUCUACCAACUUAUGCUAUGAGCGUCUUUCUUAUUCCCUUGGAAACUUGUCAAGAAAUUGAGAAGAUUAUGGCUAAUUUCUGGUGGAAAACAUCAAGUGCUAAAGGUCAAGGAAUCAUUUGGAUGUCAUGGGAUCGCAUGGCUACUCAUAAACAUUCGGGUGGUAUGAGAUUUCAUCACUUACAUGACUUCAAUCUCGCAAUGUUGGCCAAACAAGGGUGGAGCCGUGUGUUCAAAGCUAAAUACUACCCUCAAUCUGAUUUCCUUACUGCAAAUCUUGGCAAUAAUCCCAGUUUCGUUUGGCGUAGUAUCUGGAGUGCACAAAACUUGGUGAAGCUGGGUUGUCGAAGAACUAUUGGCAAUGGGAUUACAACAAACAUUUUGAAGCACCCUUGGCUUCCCGAUCUUGCAAACCCGUAUGUCUCCUCUGUCGCCAUGGGACUUGAAAACCAUACGGUGAGUUCUCUCUUGGAUACUCAUGACACAUCUUGGGAUUAUUCUCUUGUCAACGAUAUGUUUAACCCUCGAGAUGCACACUUGAUACUUGGAAUCCCUUUGAGUUCUAUACCAGCCGAAGACUGUUGGUCUUGGAAGGGUGAGAAGUCUUAUUUUUUCUCAGUUAGGAGUGCCUAUGACCUGCUGCAGAUCAGUAAACACGGGCAACAGAGGCAAUCGAACUCUGGUUUUUGGCACAAGUUUUGGCAUCUCAAAAUCCCGCUGAAAGUUAAGAACUUCAUGUGGCGUGCUGUCACCAAUGCUCUCCCCACAUGUCUCAAACUGCUGCUGGGAGCGAUGUGGGUUCACCAUUCAUCCGAUGCCUCAUCAACCAUCGAUCAUUGGCUCAAGUCUACGUUUGAGAAGUAUGCAUGGACUACACUUGACCAUUGGCGUUCUGCUCAAGAUAAAUCUAGUUUAUUAUCAUUGUCUCUCUUACAACAUGAUAAUAACAUUGAGUGUUGGACCAAACCCGAUUCAGAUACAGUCAAGUUAAAUGUUGAUGGAGCUUUGUUUGAGAAAGAAAAUGCAUACGGCUUUGGUAUUGUGGCUCGUGAUUCGCUGGGUCGCCUUGUUGAUCUAAAAGCUAAAUAUCAUGGGGGCAAUUAUCCAGCGAAGGUGGUUGAAGCUCUUGGUAUCAAGGAGGCACUUAGCUGGUUAAAAGACAAGGAAUUGAAUCAAGUUGAAAUAGAGACUAAUAGUAUGGUAACGGUCCAAGCAAUCUUUAGUAAUCAACACAUGACUUUUGCUUUUGGUUUGAUUGUUAAUGAUUGUAAAAGUUUAUUAUCAUUUUUAAAUAAUGUAAAUGUUCGUUUUAUUAGACGAUCAGCAAACCGAGUUACUCACUUUGUUGCUAGGCGCUCUCGGUUUUUCUCUGAUUGUAGCAUUCAUAGGAAUGAUUUUCCUAAUGAGCUUCAUGCUCUCUUGUAUUGUAUGAUGAAUGCUAAAUUUCAAUAA
Molecule: messenger RNA, 2148 nt
Organism: Cannabis sativa
Lineage: Eukaryota; Viridiplantae; Streptophyta; Magnoliopsida; Rosales; Cannabaceae
Exons: 6
Coding region: 1-2148 (715 amino acids)
Molecular function (GO): nucleic acid binding; RNA-DNA hybrid ribonuclease activity
Source: RefSeq, a predicted model, not a curated record